AUGCCAAAUACGAACAAAACUAUAGCCAUCGUCAAUGGAACAGGUCGCCAGGCAGCCUCGGUCAUCCGAGCAGUGACCGCAGUGGGCUAUGCCGUCCGCGCUCAGGUGUAUUCGUCCGAGGGUCUGGUAGCUGAGGAGCUUUCUGAACUUCCCAAUGUGACCACAUUCGAAGGGGCAUUGCUGGACAACCCAGCACUCAUCGAUGCGAUCUUCGAAGGUGCUCAACUAGCUUUCAUCAACACACAUCCUCUCGCCGGAGAUGAGAUCAAAAUAGGCAAGGCUCUUGCCAAAGCCGCCAAAAAAAGAAACAUCCAGCAUUUUAUUUACAGCAGCAUGCCCGAUCAUUCGAUCCAUGAUCCAAGGUGGCCAGCUCUCCCUCAGUGGGCCUGCAAAUUUACAGUGGAGAAUUACAUCCGACAACUGGGACUACCGGCGACUUUCAUCUAUGCGGGCAUCUACAACAAUAAUUUCACCAGCUUGCCGUAUCCCUUGUUUUGUAUGGAAUUCAAGGACGAUGGAAGUCUUGAGUGGCGAGCACCCUUUCAUCCAGACACAAAACUACCAUGGCUCGACGCCGAACAUGAUGUCGGACCUGCAGUGCUGCAAAUUUUCAAGGACGGCCCGACUAAAUGGAACGGACAAAGGAUCGCACUCGCUUUUGAAACCCUCACACCCAACGAAGUAUGCCAGGCCUUUGGUCGCGCACUAGAACGACCCUGCAAAUACGUCUUCAGCAAAGACAUCGAAGUCAAGGUUUCAGUGCCCAACGGGUACAGAGAACAAUUGUCGGCCAUAGAGAUUCUCUUCGGUGUUUACAAUGCACCGUAUUUUCCGGGACCGGAAUUUGAGCAAGAAACAAAAAGGAAAGGGAGUGGCGAUACCAUCACCGGCCAGAGCCUAAAUCCCAGUGGCAAUAAAGGUAAACAGAAACCCGGGAAACGAUGGACGGAUACCGCCAGGUUGCUCUGGGAAGGAUACAGGGGUAUUGAGGAAUAUGCGAGGGAAGUCUUUCCUGUGGAAGAAGAGGCGAAUGGGAAGACUUGGAUGAUUGAUAAGGUUGUGAGCACAUGA
Messenger RNA from Rhinocladiella mackenziei CBS 650.93, 1071 nucleotides. RefSeq lists its product as uncharacterized. The record is from RefSeq and is a predicted model, not a curated record. Lineage: Eukaryota; Fungi; Ascomycota; Eurotiomycetes; Chaetothyriales; Herpotrichiellaceae. The transcript is spliced from 2 exons. Bases 1 to 1071 code for a protein of 356 amino acids.